UGCCCGUCUCUAGAUUGCACAACUUGAGGACUCAAACGAAUGGCUCACAAGAGAGAAGAGAGAGCUAAACGGGACGCGUUGAGGAAGGAGAGACAGGCGAGAAAACACGGAUACUUGGAGGGAGAUGAAAAUUUCGUUGGAUUUUCUAAUCAACUUGCAACACAAGGACUCAAGUUGAAAGACAUUCCUGGCGACGGAAACUGCUUGUUUCGUGCUUUGGCAGACCAGCUUGAGGGUGACAUGAGCGAACACAUGCGACACAGGAGAGAGACGGUUGAUUACAUUAUACAGCACAGAAGUGAAUUCGAGCCUUUUGUAGAAGACGGACAACCAUUUGAGAGAUAUGUGAGAAAUCUUGCUCAAAAUGGGACAUUCGGAGGCAACGAUGCGCUAGUCGCAUUCUCUUGCCUCCACAAUGUCAACAUCAUAAUCCAUCGUUUCAACGAGCCCUGCCUGCAGGUCACAGCUUCAGACAGUCCAUCAGCACGAGAGCUACAUGUGUCAUACCAUAACGGCGACCACUACUCAUCAGUGAGAAGGAUCACUGACCCGGGCGUCGGACCUGGAGUGGUAGAACACGAAAAGCUGCCAACGAAGUCAGACAAGAAAGCUAGACACCAAUCAAGACAUAAAGUCAAAUCAAGUGUGGAAACAAACGAAAUGGAGGGAACAAUGAUCGAGACCGUGACAUCUGCCACUCAAUGCAGAGACGUCUCGCUCAUCGAGCAAACACUUGUGGACACGAGUUUCGAUGUCGAUGCGACUAUCAGUAUGAUCCUUCAACUUAUGGAUAUACAAGAGGCAUCGACAUCAUCACACGAGCCCCACAGUGUGACACAAGAACCCAAACUCGAAAGUAGUCAAACAAUGGAGUCCUCAAGAGCAACUGCAUGUGCCUUGUCUGUGGAAGCAAACAAGGGAGGCAAUGCUGUCAUGAAUAGUUCGCAAAUGGAUAGUAAGAACAAACCUGGAAAACCGAGAGAGAGACUGCAUGACGAGAGUAGACACCUGUCCAACAGACAACGAAAAGAGAAGGCGAAACGAGAGAGGAAAGAGAGGAGACUCGACGAGCAAAGAGGGCGAGCGCGUACGAGCCACCACCAAUUGAGUAGUCAACAAGACAAUAAUAUGAGAGAUCUCGAUAGAACGACAGCGGCAAUGGAAACGCUGUCUAUCUAACACCUUUGUACAGCUUUGUCAUACAGCAAAUUAAAAAACAAGAUAAAACUGAUCUUGAGCCUGAUGCUCGUAACCCCUCCCCCCA
This is a messenger RNA of Corticium candelabrum, 1264 nucleotides long. Its product is annotated as OTU domain-containing protein 3-like. Gene Ontology annotation, molecular function: cysteine-type deubiquitinase activity. NCBI's taxonomy places the organism in Eukaryota, Metazoa, Porifera, Homoscleromorpha, Homosclerophorida, Plakinidae. The coding region runs from base 40 to 1179 and encodes 379 amino acids. Gene Ontology annotation, biological process: protein deubiquitination. The record is from RefSeq and is a predicted model, not a curated record. The transcript is spliced from 3 exons.